AUGCGUCUCACGCUCGCGUGGGCCAGUUGUCUCGUUGCUAUCGCCGUCACUACCUCAUCGACGAAGGGUGAGUUCGCGCCAUGGUCGGGCCGCGUUCUGAGUGGCAAACGGGCGUUCAUCCUUUGACAUCAUGCUCCUGCCCACCAUACUCCCCCAGCUUCAUCGCAGCAGCCUCUACCUCUGCAUCGCUUCUCUUACGCCUCCGACGUCAGCCUCCAAGUCGUACGCGCUGCAGAAUCUAGCACGCACCACAGCGACAAACGGCAUAGCGGUGCGAGGGCAGGAGGAAGCUCAGGUGUUGUUCACGAUGCGCAAAGCUUUGCGCGUCGAUCCAACCCCAACGCCAUCCUCGCGUCGGACACGCUUCGUCUGACACUCAGAGCCUUCGACCAGCUCUUUCACCUUCAUCUCGAACCCAACGAAGAGAUUGUUCACCCCGAUGGUGCCACUGUCCGCUAUCAUCAGCCGGAUGGUAGUGUAAAGGAAGAACGCAUUUUGCGCGGAGAGACCAGGGCUUACCAUGGAGAGGUAGUGCAUGCCAUGUGGUCUAGAGAUAGAAUGGCAGAGGAUCGCGCUGGGGUGAGGAGAGAUGUUGGGUCCCCAUCAUGGACCGAGCAGGGUGUCGUGGGUCGCGCAGCUGUGUAAGUCCACACACACGAUAUUCCAUUGAGCUGCUUGAUGCGUGGCUGACCUGAGCACCUCGAUGCAGUGUGGUUCACGACGAUGGUUCCGAGUCUGGUUCUCCUUCCUUUGAAGGCACCUUCACCUGGGACGGCAACAUCCACACCAUCAAGCAGGCGAGGACUUUUGCCGCUCAGAGAUCUGUCUACGAUCCCCCCGUCGACAAGCGGUCUUUCGAUGAGAACAGAAUUCUGGUGCACCGACAGAGCGACAUGAUGCUCCCUCACGAAGCACGUUCGCUCGGUAUUCGGCAUGUCGAGGUAGCAGACGCAGGAUGCUCGAGCGACUCGCACGAAUAUAACCUCAACAACCGUCUCAUCUUGACCGACUCGAACAAUGACGAGUUCAGCGCGUCCCCUCUUAGCUUUUUCGCUUCACCCGACGGCUUGACUUCUCUUGCUGCGAGGCACGGCGACGCGGAGGGAUCUUCGCUCUACAAACGCGCGACAAAUGUCGCAGCUUCUAUACUCGACCGCACUCUUCGGAGAGACUCCGAGCACCUUGUAGGUCUCGAGAACCUGCACGGACGAUUCGACUACCACGACCCUCUCAUCAGAAGGCAAGGUGGCGAUGCUCUCACGGGCAACGGUGGAACGAACGACUCGUACACCGGCUCCAUUGGCUCCACGGCGGGAUGUCCGAGCACGAAUCAAGUCGUAUACAUGGGCAUCGCUGCUGACUGCAACUAUGCAGGUCAAUUCAGCGAUCAGAACGAGGUGCGAAGAAACUUGCUGAACCUCAUGAACGAGGUCAGCAACUUGUACCGAAGCACCUUUCGAGUAUCGCUAGGUGUGGUUCAGCUUGAAGUACGGUCGUCUGCUUGUCCCACUACUGCGCAGUCCAACGCGCAAUGGAACGUUGGGUGCACUGAUGGAGGUCCAAGUCUUGACCAGCGGCUCUCCGCCUUUUCGCAAUGGGCCGGUCAGAACAACAAUGGAACUGGACUAUGGCACAUGUUGACUACCUGCCGUAGCGGCAGCGAAGUAGGCGUGGCAUGGUUGGGAACGCUGUGUCAGACGCGAGCCAGUCCAAGCGGCAAUGGAGAUGUGGUCAAUGGUGCUGGAGUGACGGCGUCGACUACGCAAGUCAGUCAAGUUGUGGCGCACGAGAUUGGGCACAAUUUCGGCGCGGUGCACGAUUGCAGUUCAGGAUGCUCCAUCUCUGGCGGAAUGGCGCGACAGUCCAGCGGCGCUUCUUGCUGCCCCGCAUCGACUGGUAGCUGCAACGACAAUAGCCAGCAUAUCAUGAGCCCCGUCUCUCGAUCGGACACCUUUACCUUUUCACCGUGCACCAUCGGCAAUAUCUGUACCCUGCUGAGUCGAGGCCUCAACACGGAAUGCGUUGUGGAGCCUGGCUCCCGACAGACGCUCAGCGAACAGCAGUGCGGCAAUGGCAUCUUGGAGCUGGAUGCUGGCGAAGAGUGCGAUGCGGGACCGAACGGUAGCGCAUGCUGCACAGCCGACUGCAAAUUGACCUCGGGAUCCGUUUGCGAUCCGGAAGGAUCUGCUUGCUGCACGGACCAGUGUCAGUUCGCAUCUGCUGGUACCGUUUGUCGACCGUCGGUCGACGACCGAUGCGAUUCGGCCGAGACUUGCUCGGGAACGAGCGAUGAGUGCCCGGCUGAUCAGCGCGAGAGCGACGGGCAGGGCUGUGGCGAUGGGCUCAGCUGCGCUUCUGGUCAUUGCACCAGCCGGGAUCAGCAGUGCCAACAACAAGGAACAGAUCUGGGCCUUACGAGGGCCUGCUCUGCCACAGCGUCCAACAGCUGCUCGGUGAGCUGUCAAAGCCCGAACAGGUCCAACACAUGCGUCAUUCUCUCUUCCAACUUUAUCGACGGUACGAGCUGCGGAUAUGGAGGAAGGUGCGAAAAUGGAGAGUGCAGGAGCGGAUCGAGCACGGAUACGUUGGGCGCUUACUUUAGGGAACAGCCGCAGAUUGCCAUUCCCGUGACCAUUGUGGUGGGCAUCAUUGUGCUGCUGGUGCUGUGGGCGCUAUUGAGGUGCAUCGUAGGCGCAUGCACGAGAAGAAGGAGAGCAUCGAGCAGCAAUUGGAACAAGCGAUCCUCCUCCUCCACUAUGCCUAUGAGAUUUGGAGGAAGUAGGGCAAGCGGCGCACCUGUUGGACCUCCACCUAGACAUCCUCAGGCUAGGUACUCCAACUCUCCGCAUAGCACCGCUGCGGAGUCGCAAGCGUACCCCGCUUAUCCUUCUUACGACGCGCCUGCCGGUCCUCCUCCUCCACCGCCUCAACCUGCUUGGACGAAUGGCAGGUGGAGAAAUUGA
Ceraceosorus bombacis is the source of this 2963-nucleotide messenger RNA. NCBI's taxonomy places the organism in Eukaryota, Fungi, Basidiomycota, Exobasidiomycetes, Ceraceosorales, Ceraceosoraceae. The record is from the annotation of a GenBank genome assembly.